CAGAACGCGCUGCUAUCGGCCAUUUAACUGAGCCCGAUAAGAUUAUAAAAUAGACCAGAUCUUGCAAGGAUGUAGGAUAACAAUGUGUUUAUCGGCGGCAAGGUUAAUGAUAGCUAAUUGAUGUGGGACCAGUGGCGAGUGAGGAGCGGUGACAUGCGCGCGUGCGGGACCCUGUUGCUGGCGCUGCUGCUGGCAGGCAUAAAUGGAUCUGAUAUAGAGCCCCAACUUUUCGAGAAAGGAAAUUUUGUGGAAAUCACUAUAGUUACAUUUCCAAAUACGGUAUCAAAAUGCUACCUUGUAACUCCGUGGAAUACCAACAUCGAUCUACUGGCAAGUGAUACCCUUUCCGAGAAAUAUGAGUACCUUCCUAAUACGAUUUCAGCAUGUAGAGUAAGAAUAAAUGAUUUGGUUAAAAAUGACGAAGGCUUGUGGUCUCUGCAUGCUAAUAUAUCUGAAGAUGGCGAAGUGAACGAAUUAAAGGAACAAGUAUACGUAACAAUAAGAGGAAAUGACGCAUCUAAUGAAACUGUGAACUCUGAAGAAACAGUUACUUCUGAAGAAAAUUCUAAACUGUCAGCAGAAGAGGCCACCAUUUCGAAAGAAACUUCAGAAGAUAAUAAAAGUGCUUCAUCGGAAAAUUCUGAAGUAACGUCACAAGAGUCUUCAGAGGCUUCAAGUUCUGAAGAAAAAAAGGCGGUUGAAACACAAUGGCUGAGCGACUUACAAUUUAGAACGAGAACUGGGUUAGAUGUUGACAUAAAUUUUCCAAAAAUCAUGAAAUCUGAAAAAUGUAUAUUGACAAAACCAGACGGUACGACCGUAGAUGUUGAAGAAGUAAUUGCUGGAGUUACAGUACACUCCAGUAGCCACUACGUCUCGUGCAGGGUGGUGGUUGGGCCCAUGGAUGAGACGUUGCUCGGAAAAUGGACUCUAUGCGGUUACUAUGAGGAAAACGACGUAGAGCACAGACGUUGCCAAAAUGCCGAAAUCAUUUGGAGAAGUACUGCAAACCCUGGCUCUGUAUGGCAGACUACAAUCAAUCCUAGGUUUAAUCACGUGGUCAGCUUUGGCGGUACCCUGAGUCCUGCUGUUCGCGGCUCCGGCUCAGUAGUCUCCUGCCAUGUGGUGACUCCUGAUGACGAGGACUUGUUCGUGACCCGGGACAGAGAGUACCCCGACGUCAAGCUGGCGCAGGACACGGAUUCUGUCUGCAGUAUCGCUAUCGGGCCGAUAGCGGAACAGCAUUUGGCAAAUUGGACCGUCUACGGCACCUUUGAUUCCGCGUUGUGGAGCUACAAUGAAGUCCGUCAGCCUAUUAAUAUGGCUUUAUAUGAUGAAAACAACCCAUACGAUCAACCAUACAACGUAACAACACUGAACCCGACUCAGCAUGUCGUCAACCUGGGCAGUACUCUCCCUGUGGAGGUGACAGGCACAGGAGCCGUCGACGUCUGCCAGUUCACCACACCAGCCGGCCAGAUCUACCUGUCUACGGGAUCUUUGCCUGCCGGGACAGAGUUCGUGGCACUCAACAGGAUCGCCUGCAGGCUCUCCAUUGGACCUAUUACUGCAGAUAUGAUCGGAGACUGGCAGCUCAUUGGGAAGUUCAGCAACCGUAACGUGCAUACUGAGAACAGGCUCUCGUUUACGAUCGUACAAGAAGAUCCAAGCAACCCCAUAGAAGAAGAUAGAACAGUGGAAAAUCUAAACGAACAGUUCAUUGAUACCAGCAUCGGUGCCAGCCACCGAGUCGUAAUAGCUUCCGAUAUCUUCACCUCCUUCGAAAGUUGCCACAUCAGAACUCCAGAAGGACUCCAGUACACUAUCAUGGAGGGCUUUCAUAUUCCUGGAGUGGAAGUGGUGACAACAUCUAAUGUCAAUUGCGGCGUUACCAUCGAUGUCUCUGAGGAUCUCAUCGGAAAUUGGACUCUUAUUUCCCGGGAAGUGAGAAGUUCCGUGGCUAUUGAGAAGCGCCUGCCAUUCAUUAUUUACGUCGAAGAGCCUGUGGAAGCUGUAAUUAAUGAAAUAACCAUCACAGAAGGCAACUCCAUCCACGUCCGUUUAUCUAAUCCCACUGAACUCUACGACACGUGCAGGCUAACGGACCCCAAUGACGAAGAGCUUGCCUCGGUUAUUGUGGACGAGAACCACAAGGAAACCUGUGGGUUUGUGGUGCCCUCGGUCGAUGCCAACCAUGCUGGCAUCUGGAAUAUCGUUCAUGGAAAAACGAUUGUCUAUAAAGCCCCUGUGCUGGUGCAUGUUAAUGCUAGAGAAAACCUGGACACUUCACACAUCACCUUGGUGGAACACAGCUCCGUGAACGAAACAAUUGGACCCGAAGAAGCAGUGUACUGCAAGGUGAUGAGCCCGGAUGGCAACGUGGUGUUCGACCGCUUCGGGAGGUGUCAGCUGACCUUGAACCGCGUGUUGAAGGAUCAGCAUGAGGGUGGCUGGACCUUGUUGGUUGGCAUGCCAGGACGGAUCGUGACGGAGAGAUACUCGCUGCUUGUGAGCGUGACGGCGGCAGAUACAAAGCCAGAAGUCUCGUCUCACGUGUCAGUGAACAAACCAACAGUGGAGCUGACGUGUUCAGUAAAAACUUCGCAGCAGAUAACAGGCUGUUUAUUCCGUGGCCCUGCAGCUGCAGAGGUUCUCGUGGCUAACCCAGGCGUCAGUGAAGGACCCUACGUCUUCCACGUCAACCAAACCAGCACCGAGUCCGAGUACUACUACACCUGCAGUCUCCAGAUCACGGAACCUGUCACCUCAGACCUGGGCCCGUGGCGCUGUGACCUGGAGUCCGAAGAGGAGAACUAUUACGGAUUCCUUACUGUGCUUUGCCCGUGGGCACUGAAGGAUUCUGUCAUUGCUGAGUCUGUGAUGACAGUGCCCGUGCUGUCGGCGCAGGCCAGCAUGCUGUCGGUCGAGGAGCGGGAGCCGGUGACGCUGGCGUGCGCGGCGCGGGCGCCGCUCCGCUACUGCUACUUCAGGGCGCCCAACGGAACCGUCUUCAAUGUCGGCCCUGAAAUGUCAUCACCAACCAUGGAGUACGUGGGAGCCGGUUUGGACGCCGGCGAGUGCGGCGUGCGCUUCCAAAGCUUACUGCACAGCGACGCCGGUGAAUGGUCAUGCCACGCCAGCAUCGACAGGCAGGAGCAGAACCAAACCAUCUACGUGGAUAUCAAAGAAGAGAUGAGAGUAUCGAGCAAGAUCCAGUACGACUCUGUGGUAAUCGAAGGCCAAGUCGCGUGGAACCGGGAAUUGGAAUAUUGCCGUUUCGUUCGCUUUGACGGAUUUGGUUUCUCAUCAAUCGACCACGUAAAGUCACCCUAUUACCAGGACGAGAGCAGUUCUUCAAGAGGUAUCUGCAGGAUGCGCGUAGCGUCGACUCCUGAGAAUCUGCAGCCCUGGACCGUGGUAGCCAAGCUCCAAGGCAGGGAUGGAGAGAUCUCUCGACUGGCGGCACUCAGCUGGCCUGGACCUGAACCGACUCCUAGAUACUAUAACGCCAUAUUCCUGUGGCUGCCGAUCCUGACAAUCUUCAUCGGCUGCAUGCUUCUGGGCGCCGCGCCGUCCAAGAACCGCCGCUGGGCCGCCGAGCGCGCGUCGAUCUUGCGCGCGAGCAUGCGCGACAGUAUGCGCCGGUUCCCCAGCUGGCGCAAGAAACCACUCACUGACACCAGUAAUACCAGCCCUGCUGCGUGAAGUGGCUUAUGGUGAUUUCGGGUCUCCAAAAACAUAUCGACUUUCGCUAACAAAAAAUCGCUCGUUAGUAUGAAAACGCUGACAACACCCAAUGGCCUUGACGCUAGCGUACACUGUCUAUUCGUAUGGGAGUAAGUGAGAGCGCGAUGCCAUUAAAAGAGGGCGGCUAGGUACGAAA
Messenger RNA from Leguminivora glycinivorella, 3883 nucleotides. RefSeq lists its product as uncharacterized. Lineage: Eukaryota; Metazoa; Arthropoda; Insecta; Lepidoptera; Tortricidae. The transcript has 15 exons. The record is from RefSeq and is a predicted model, not a curated record. The coding region runs from base 121 to 3705 and encodes 1194 amino acids.